AUGAUUCAGCUGCCAAAAACACAGAAAUCUGUCCAAAUUAUACAGCAAUCAUCUGUCGCUGAGAGUACUGCCGGCAAAGGUUCGGCGGUCUGGCACGAAAUACAGAUCAAAGAAAGCCCGUUCGAGAUUCCAGAACGAAAUAUCGAAAACGAGAAGAACCAGCAAUCAGACGACCCGAUCCUAACGAUCAAGAUCAAGUCUUUUGCUUUUAACCAUCGGGACGUGUGGAUCCGCAAAGGUCUCUAUCGGAAGAUCAAGUUCGGUUCGACUCUGGGCUCGGAUUGUUUCGGCACAGUGAUUUCUCCAAGCGAUCAUCACCUGUCGGGGAAAGAUGUGUUAGUCUACCCGGCCGUAAAUUGGUUAAACGAUCCUCGCGGCGGUCCGGAUGUGCCCGGAAAGGAAUUUGGAAUCCUCGGGGGGACCCACGAAACCGAUGGCCUUGGCACGUUCACCGAUCACAUCAACAUCCCCGCGAGCCAUUGUGUGACGGCCCCCAGCCAUUUGGAUCUCAUGUCCGCCUCGGCUGUCCCUCUGGCCGGCCUCACCGCCUUCAGAGCGGUGUUCAAUAAGGGACAGGUCAAGCCGUCCUCAAAUAUCUUGAUCACUGGCAUCGGCGGCGGCGUCGCAAUCUGGGCUUUGCAGUUCUGCGUUGCUAUCGGCGCAAACGUUUGGGUCACGAGUAGCAGCGAGCAAAAAAUAGAGCAGGCUUGUCGAUUGGGUGCCAAGGCUGGUGUAAACUACACCGAAGAUUCCUGGCCUCAGCGUUUGGCGUCUUUACUUCCAUCCGAAACCCAAUACCUUGACGUGGUGAUAGACUCAGGGGGAGGCGAUAUCGCUCAGAAAUGCAGCAAAAUCUUACGUCCCGGUGGAAUUAUUGUGAACUUUGGCUGCACCUCUGGCCGUCCCCUUUCGUUUACAAUGGCAGAAGUGUUGAAGAACUUGGAACUGCGAGGAUGCACGAUGGGGUCAUUGAAAGAGUUCAAAGAGAUGGUCGCAUUCGUCGAUAAGCACACUAUCCAGCCUGUCGUCUACAAGACUCUACGCGGCUUUGAGCAGGUCGAAGACGGCUUUCAAAUCGUGAAGGCCGGUCAACAGUUUGGAAAAGUCGUGGUAGUCAUAGACCCGGAAAACUACCAUAAACUUUGA
Molecule: messenger RNA, 1146 nt
Organism: Puccinia triticina
Lineage: Eukaryota; Fungi; Basidiomycota; Pucciniomycetes; Pucciniales; Pucciniaceae
Exons: 3
Coding region: 1-1146 (381 amino acids)
Molecular function (GO): oxidoreductase activity
Source: RefSeq, a predicted model, not a curated record